Racocetra fulgida is the source of this 497-nucleotide messenger RNA. NCBI's taxonomy places the organism in Eukaryota, Fungi, Glomeromycota, Glomeromycetes, Diversisporales, Gigasporaceae. The record is from the annotation of a GenBank genome assembly.
ACAUUUUGCAACCGUCAUUUCUUUACGACAAGCAGACAAAGCCAUCCAAAGAAGCAAUGAUCAAGUGAUAAUAAAUCCUUACACAUUAGAAGGUUCAAACCCAAUUUUAAAGAAAUCUCAAAUUUUAGGCGUCAAAGAAAUACCAAAAUCAAAUGAUCAAAUUAAUCGAUUAUCAUGGCUCCAAAGAUUGUGCAAUGUAUUUGAUAAAGAAAAAAAUAAACAAGUCAGAGAAAAAUUAAUAAGAGAAUAUAACACUCCAUACUGGAAAGAUUUAAUCGAAUUAAGAAAAGAUGGUGAAAAGUUAUGGGAAGCUAAUCCUGAGUUAGUCAGCGCUGAGGAUCCAAUCUUGUUUGAAGCAUUGGGAAUGAAUAAUUUGUAUAGGGGAUACACGUUCUUGGUUGAUUCAAAUUGUAAAAUAAGAUGGUCUGCCCAUGGAAAGGCGACAUCAAAUGAAUUAGAAACUAUGCUAAAAUUGACUAAAUUUUUAGGCAAUGAGA